CCCGAGCUGUAGCCCCUCCACAGGGAAUUGUUAAACUGACAGGGCUGCACCCAUGCGUUUCGGGCCCUCACCCAGCACUUUGUUCAUGUGGCAGUUGUUGCAAGGCAGAACCACUAACAAACUGUUCCUCGUGCCCCAGUUUAUCUGACAUUCCUUGGGACAUUCUUGUGUCGCUGAAAGGCUCCUGUGUCCGUGCAGGUCUCAGAGGAGGGGACAGAACCAGGCGCUGCCCCGCUCUGACCUGGGGGACCGGGGGCUGGGUUUACUUUAGAGACGCAUGCUUGGCUGGGGGGCUCUGUGGUUUCUUGGACGUGAUGUCACCAAGGAGGUGGUUCCUCACUUCAGCUCCUCCUGUCACAUCCAGCUUCGUGCCCACCCCCAUGGCAGGAAGAGACAGGGCCUGGGAGGUGGGCAGCAGCGCACAGCCGAUGGAGCUGGGGUCUGUGGAUAGAUUUCUUCUUUGCUCUCUGUGUGACUCCUAGAAUGGAUGUCCCCACCAGGCGCAGAGUUUGAGUACCAGUUAUUUGGUUCUUAUCUACUUUUGUAACUUGAACUGUACCUUUCCUUAAAAACAAAGUUGCAGAUGGGCUGUCCAGAAAAACCGAUUCUACCUCAUGCAAUAGCCGAAGUACUGCAUAUUUAGCAAGAAAAAAAAGACACACCAUUGUGGCAGAAAGCAGAUCCACUGCACAUGGCAAGCCUUCGGCCCCAACCGUGAACUUGCUGCGGUCAGGGCCCGUGUGGUCGGUGCCCCGCGAAUGGCCGGCACGCAGAUGCUUGGGGCUGCACACUCAGCAGCCUUACAGAUCUCCAUCUGCCGGGAAAUGCCCAGCCUGGAAGUGAUCACACUCAGCGUCAACAGUGUGUCAACCCUGGAGCCCAUGAGCUGGUGCCGGCAGCUGAGUGAGCUGUACCUGCGGAGGAACCGCAUCCCCAGCCUGGCUGAGCUCUUCUACCUGAAGGACCUGCCGCGCCUGCGUGUGCUGUGGCUGGCGGAGAACCCCUGCUGCGGCCCCGACCCCCACCUGUACCGCAUGACCGUGCUGCGCGCCCUGCCGCACCUGCAGACGCUGGACAACCAGACGGUGACCGAGGAGGAGCUGUCCCGAGCGUUGAUGGAGGGAGAGGAGAUUACGGCGCCCGACAGAGGGGGCACCGGGAACGGCGGGCCAGAGCCCUACACCCUGAGCACCAUGAAUGCCACUGCUGAGACCCAAGGGGACCUGCUGAGCUUCAGCGAGGAGGCCAGCAGCAGCGCCCAGGGGCAGCUCUGCCUGAAGCCCCUGGCCCGGAACCGGUUUCUUCCCUUCUCACAGAGGGAGGCUGUGAAAAGUCACAAGAACAGGAACAAUGUCCUGGCUGCCAUCCUGCUGCUGCUGCAGGACCUGGACACCGAGGCGCUGGAGGCCGUGCACCAGACUGUGGUCAGCCGGCUGCAGGCCCUGCACAAACAGGGCCUGCAGGAGGACAUGGAGUGACCCGGCAGGGACCCCGAGCUGCCAGGCCCUCCUUGGGACCCUGUGCUGAAGUCCCAGCAUCUUCCUGUGCACCUGGGAGGUAGGGGUGAUUGCCACAGCCGCGGCCUCCCCUGGACCCGGGCUGAGUUCCAGCACCGCGGGCUGCGUCCUCAGGAGGCCUCAGGCCGCCCUGAGCUGUCACUGUGGAUGGCCCCUGGCGAGGCCAGCAGGGGCAUCAGGCGCUGGCUGCAGCCCCGCUCCCAUGCUCGCCUGUACGGGAGGCGAGGCUCAACUCAGCUCUCCCUAAUAAACCUUUCCCAAAGCUCCACCUGGGAGCGCUUUCCUGUGCCAGACGUGGCCUUGACCUUGUUUUUAAAGGUGAGAGCCAUUGCUCAUGCGUGUUUUCCCUGGUCAGGCCUCUGACGGCUAUGCGGGGAUUUCUGGACCAGGGGAGCCUCCCAGAACCCUGGCCUUACAGACGGGCUCCCCAUCGGGUUCACGUCGCACAUGCACAGCACAGCUGCCCUGGGGGACGCCUGGUUUGGCUGGCGGGCUGGGAGGAAGGCGCUCGCAGUGAUUCAGGGUUGUUGGUGCAGACCCUGUAUGAGCGGCCUUGGAGGGACAGGCCUGCGCCUCUGCUUAGGGACCCAGGUGUGCCACAGGUGAAGCAGCUGGGUGGUAACUUCCUCUGGGAAGUCGCAGGCCUUGCCUUGAUGCACAGGACCCAGGUGGCGACGCUGCAGCCCUGGGGGGCCUCCCAAGUGCCCCCAAAAGCCAAGCAUGUGUCCGCGUGGAAGGGGAGCAGUGUGGCCUCCCAGCCUUUAGGGAAAAGCCCCUCCUUACCGGUGUUGAAACGACAGGACUGGAGAGCACACCGGGAAGCUCCCUCCGCCCGUCCCGUCGGGGCGGGAAUGCCCACGGCCUCGUGUGAGCUGAUGGCACUAGCUUGUGUGACAGCCGCACAGCUUAAGGGGCGACCACCUCAGUGUAUGCAAGGCCAGCAGCCAGGGACAGAGUGACCGCGCCUGGGAGACCACGGUCCUCCUUCACGGUGGAGCCACCGUGGUGCGAGCUGUUUUCACACCGCUGAAGGCCGCCGCACGCAGGACUGGGGGAGCCUGGGUGGAGGUGGGGCUUUAACUGUGGGGCUCUUUUGUAGCUUGUGGGGACAACAGGUGAGCUCCGGGUCGCCACCUGGGGCCAUGUGGAAGGGCUGAGGGCGUGUCUUCCUGUAAUUAGGGAGGUUGGAUGCUCUCAAUAAAGCUGUGCCUUGGUUCCAACAA
Hipposideros armiger (great roundleaf bat) is the source of this 2740-nucleotide messenger RNA. It is a transcript of the gene CFAP410, whose product is annotated as cilia and flagella associated protein 410. The record is from RefSeq and is a predicted model, not a curated record. Lineage: Eukaryota; Metazoa; Chordata; Mammalia; Chiroptera; Hipposideridae. Bases 759 to 1478 code for a protein of 239 amino acids. Gene Ontology annotation, biological process: cytoskeleton organization. The transcript has 6 exons. Gene Ontology annotation, molecular function: protein binding.